AAGAAACUAACUCACCUGCGGCGUAUUCCUCAAAUACUCGAUGUUUGUUUUCAUUUCAUCUGUCACGACUAGCCGCGCCGGAAGUACAACGGAGCAGCACGGCGUCAUAUUCGUGCGUCGUGCGCGCUUACCGUUAAGCUCACGCAGGAUCGAAGAUCUGAACUUCAAACAUGGCUCGAAAUGCAGAGAAGGCCAUGACGGCCUUGGCCAGGUUUCGUCAAGCUCAGCUGGAGGAGGGAAAAGUGAAGGAGAGACGACCUUAUCUUGCCUCCGAGUGUAAUGAGCUGCCCAAAGCAGAGAAGUGGAGAAGACAGAUCAUCAGUGAGAUUUCAAAGAAGGUUGCCCAAAUUCAAAACGCUGGUUUGGGUGAGUUUAAGAUUCGUGAUCUGAAUGAUGAGAUCAACAAACUGCUCCGAGAGAAAGGACACUGGGAAGUGCGCAUCAAGGAGCUCGGAGGACCCGACUAUAGGAGAUUUGGGCCGAAGAUGUUGGACCAUGAAGGUAAAGAAGUUCCUGGAAACAGAGGAUACAAGUAUUUCGGCGCAGCCAAAGAUUUACCUGGAGUCCGAGAGCUGUUCGAAUCAGAGCCUGUACCGCCACCCAGAAAGACACGAGCUGAGCUGAUGAAGGACAUCGAUGCGGAUUAUUACGGUUACAGAGAUGAAGAUGAUGGUGUUUUACUCCCACUGGAGCAGGAAUAUGAGAAACAAGUGAUGGCAGAGGCUGUGGAGAAAUGGAAAGCCGAUAAAGAGGCUCGAUUAGCUGUCGGUGGAGGCGUGAAGGACACUGAAGAGGAGGAGGAAUAUAUUUACGCUGUCAGAGACGAGGAGCGGUCCGAUGAUGAAACGGGAGAUCAGAUGGAGGGAGAAGAUGGAGCGCAGUCCUUCAUCUCUCAUGUUCCUGUGCCCUCACAGAAAGAGAUCGAGGAAGCGCUGGUGAGGAGGAAGAAGAUGGAGCUGCUGCAGAAAUACGCCAGCGAGAGUCUGAUGGCACAGAGUCAAGAGGCCAAAGCUCUGCUGGGUUUAUAGUGGAGCAGUAUUUGGGUUUGAGUGCUUCAUAUUACAGUCUCGAGCAGUCGUGAAACUUAAUGCAUCCAGAUCUCUGUCGUUUCACAUGAGAACACACAACGAGACUAAUAACAGCACUGAUGCUGGAGAAUGCUGAAUGGGAAACAGAUUAAGUGUGCUUGAAGAUGCUUAAAGGGACAGUUCACCCAAAAAUUAAACUGUACUCACUGUUUACUCAUCUGCAAGGGGUUUCAGACCUUUCUUUCUUCUGCUGAACACAAAAGAAGUUAUUCUGGAGGACGGUGACCUGGCGGCCUGUAACCAUUGACUUCCAUAGUAUUUGUUUUCCCUACUAUGGAAGUCAAUAGUUACAGUAUCACUUUAUAUAUAUAUAUAUAUAUAUAUAUAUAUAUAUAUAUAUAUAUAUAUUGAAAAUAAAGCAAUACAACUAAACAGGAUAAUCCCAAAAUAAAACAUAGAAAGUGAAUAGUACUGGAGCUAAACAAAACAAUACAAACAGACAUGCAAGUAUACACACAUACACUUUAUACAUGUACAGAUAAUAUACUGACCUCGAAAGGAAAUAGUAAAAACAAAAAGGGGGACAAAUAUUAAUAAUCCUUAAAUAGCUAAUAGAUUUAAAAAAUUGCCUUUAUUUUUUACAUUUCUGUGAAUGUUCUGUGAAUUUAUUUUUUAAUAAUUAUUAUUAUUAUUAAUAUUAUCAUUAACAUUAUCAUUAUUAUUAUUAUUAUUACCUCCCUCCUCUCUUUUGUGACUGAAUCACUUUAAAGUGUUACGUUUUAAAAGAGAGAUCUGUUUAUAUUUAUAAAACACACACACACCCAUGCCAGAUUUCCAGCAUUUUUCUAAAUAUCUUCUUUAAUGUUCAGCAGAAGAUAGAAACUCAAAAAGGUUUGAAACGAUUAUAAUAAAUUAUGACCAAUUUUAAAUCCAAAAAUGAACGUUUCCUCACAAUUUCCUUAGACUUGUCCUUCUUCUGUUGAACAUGAAGCAUGAUAUUGUGGAGAAUCUUGGAAAAAAGCAGCCACUGACCUCCAUAGUAGGAACAAAACCAAAUACCACAGAAAUCAAUGUCUGCGUUCUUCAGUAUAUCUUCCAACAGGAGAAAGAAUCUCAAACAUGUUUGGAUCAAUCGGAGGAAGUAAUGACAGAAUUAAAUUUUCGGUGAACUAUCCCUUUAGUUUCUGGUCGUGUUUCAGUGUUAUGGGAUGUGAUUACACAGUAACUGGCUCAUGCUGAUUAUGGCAAAUUGUGCAUUGCAUUUGAAAGUGUAAUCUGGAUGACUUGUAAUUGUUUUUAUUGUUGAAAUUGGGAAGUUUGUUCGAUCUUCAUUUGUCCAACCUUUAAAAGUAAACCUCUGUAAAUAUUUUGUACACUAUUUUCACUUUGCCUUUCUUUAGGUAAGACGAUUAAAAAUGUUUGUUUUUUUACAAAAAUGUUUCUCUGUUCAUAUGCGCUUCCUUUGCAAAUGCAUUUGGGAAUAUGUGCACGCGGCUCAAAGGUUUAAACAAAUCAGUGAUGAGAGACGGUUUGUUGCAUGUGACCAGCCUGACGGAAAUAAACCACAGUCACGUUUACAGCAUCAGGAGCAAAUCUAAUAUUCCUGUUCAAUUAAAGCGCCUGAGUUCUGCAGGAUAAUGCAGACCGAUGCCAUAGAGAUCUUUCUGAAUUCUAGAAUUGGAGUUUAUAUUACUUUAAGAGAUGCCCUCAUCUAACUGGCAGAGUCUGUCUUAAAGCUUUAUGUUCAGAUGUAAAUAAAAGCAGAGAUAUAGAUGUUUCCACAA
Molecule: messenger RNA, 2812 nt
Organism: Danio aesculapii
Lineage: Eukaryota; Metazoa; Chordata; Actinopteri; Cypriniformes; Danionidae
Gene: isy1
Product: ISY1 splicing factor homolog
Exons: 11
Coding region: 171-1028 (285 amino acids)
Biological process (GO): generation of catalytic spliceosome for second transesterification step; mRNA 3'-splice site recognition
Cellular component (GO): catalytic step 2 spliceosome; post-spliceosomal complex; Prp19 complex
Source: RefSeq, a predicted model, not a curated record